This is a messenger RNA of Anopheles funestus (African malaria mosquito), 3286 nucleotides long. It is a transcript of the gene ChLD3, whose product is annotated as chitin deacetylase 1. The coding region runs from base 1330 to 2907 and encodes 525 amino acids. The transcript has 6 exons. Gene Ontology annotation, cellular component: extracellular region. Gene Ontology annotation, biological process: carbohydrate metabolic process. Gene Ontology annotation, molecular function: protein binding; chitin binding; hydrolase activity, acting on carbon-nitrogen (but not peptide) bonds. Lineage: Eukaryota; Metazoa; Arthropoda; Insecta; Diptera; Culicidae. The record is from RefSeq and is a predicted model, not a curated record.
AAACGCCACCGAAUCGGAAACAUUAAAGAAAACGCACCAGCAAUUAAACCACUUUCUGGCGCGUCACGACGCAACCGAGUUUGUGGUACCUUGACCUACGGCAACACGAAUCCACAACGCAUUUCUUUGCCACGGAUUAGAGCUGUCCGGCACAUUUGAAGAUAAACAAGCAACUCAUAACUACACAACAAAAACAAAACAUAGCACACAAAAAAACCACACAAACACACAACCUAUACUAUACGGAACUGGCACCGGAACCAAUGGGCACUCCAAUAGAAAGAAAGUAGUAGCAGCUCCAUCUCUUCGCUCUCGCAGCAUCGCAUCGAUCGACUUUCUUUACGCUUUAUGCUCUGAGCGGCCCAGCAUUGCGCGGCCAAACCAUCCGAUGCGUCACGGUGGAUGAUGUUAUAAAACUAACGGUUUAAUUGAAAUGCUCCCCCAUUUACCGGCGAGAGAUCGGAGCGUGCGCACGUGCUUCACACAGCUCCGCGAUCGUGCGCGAUCGUCUACAACUUGCGCGUACUGUCGUUUAUAUUGCUCAUUGUAGGUUUUUUUUAAGAAAAGAAGAGUGAACUAAUAUACGAAUCAAGUGAAUGUGCACGGAAAAAAAGUGCUGCAGCGUAUUGGUAUCAAUUCUUGGCGAAACAGAAAAGAAAGUCGAAAGAAGGUCCUGUCCGGGUGCAGAUAUAUUGUUGGACCGUUAAGUUAAACUUGAAACCAGUUCUUUCUGGUGCGUGUGUCGCUGUCAGACGUUAAGUGAAAGGAGUGGCAACAGGAUUAGGCCUGGUAGGCUCAGUAGAAGUGAUACAAACACACACACACACUCCCUCAACAUCUAGCGAGGCACCGAAACGUGCUCUUCUUGGCGGCUUGGCUCUGGUGAAAGUAAAAGUGGAAAAGUCGCAAACUGCGAAACUUCGAUUCGGCGGGCGUGAUACGCGUGUUUGUGCCUGCAGUUUAACCCGUUGUUUACGAGAUCCGUUCCGUUAAUUUAUGUGGGACGGAUUUUUCCAGAAAUGCAGGAUUCAAAGUGAAAAGUGAAAUUUCAAAGCUUCCAGAACGGUUUUUCGUGGCGGUUUUGUUGCACCACAUGCAACGCAACGUGCUGAAAGCCGCCAUUGAUGUGAUCAUGAUAAGGGUCAGUUUGAAGUGUACGUAAUUUACUGGCGGUAAUACACACAGUUGUAUCACACAGCAUCCGUAUCGACCAAUUCAUCCUGAAGCAAAAGCACUUCAACCAGCAUCAGUGUCUGGAUACCCAACAGGAAGGCAACCGUUCGGACACCGAGACACAACCAACGCGUACACACAAAAAAGUCAACCGGAAUGGGUCUAUUUUUAUGCUACACGCUGCUGACGCUCGCGGUCACUUUCACUGGAAAUGCGUACGGAGGCAACCUGGUGAAACGGAGUCUCAAAAACACAGUUCCCUGCUUUGAGGAUGGACGGUUUUACAGAAAUCCCGAUCGGCCUGAGCAGAAAAUGUGGACCAAUACCGAGUGCGCCAAGUACUAUCUCUGUCUCGACGGGGAAGUGUUUGAGUUCAAAUGUUCCGUUGGGUUGCUGUUCGAUGUUUCCCGACAAAUUUGCGACUUUAAGCAAAACGUUGACAACUGUGAUGUAACGGCAGAGGCUCGUGUCCCGAAACCAUUGCUGGAAAAUGCAAAAUGUGAAGAACGAUCGCAGCUCGGAUGUGGCGAUGGAACCUGCCUGCCGAACGAAUACUUCUGUGACGGAUCGGUUGACUGUGAGGAUGGUUCGGAUGAGGGUUGGUGCGAUGUAGAGAACGAUCCCAAUGCAGCCGAUCCGUGUGAUCUGUCCGUGUGUGAGUUACCGGACUGUUUCUGCUCGAAGGAUGGCACCAUUAUUCCGGGACGGUUGGAACGUUACCACACGCCCCAGAUGAUACUGCUCACAUUCGACGAUGCGAUCAACUUUGAAAACUGGGAACUGUACACGGAGAAAAUCUUCACCCCCGCCCGCAAGAACCCGAACGGAUGUCCCGUUCGGGCUACGUUCUUCAUAUCGCAUCAGUACACAAACUACGCCCAGGUGCAACGGAUGUGGAACGAUGGGCACGAGAUUGCGGUACACUCGAUCACACACCGAGGACCGGAAGAGUGGUGGUCGCGCAAUGCCACGAUCGAGGACUGGUUCGAUGAGAUGGUCGGACAGGCGAACAUUAUCAAUCGUUUCUCGAACGUGCGCAUGGAGGAGUUGCGUGGAAUGCGUGUACCAUUUUUGCGCGUCGGCUGGAAUCGACAGUUUCUGAUGAUGAAGGAGUUUGGCUUCGUGUACGAUUCUUCGAUGGUGGCUCCGUUCUCGAAUCCACCGCUAUGGCCAUACACGCUCGACUACAAGAUGCCGCACGCGUGCAAUGGGAAUAAUCAGUAUUGUCCAUCCAGAAGCUAUCCGGGCAUCUGGGAGCUGGUGAUGAACCAGCUAGAGGCCGGCGAGUAUACGUGCGGCAUGGUAGAUACCUGCCCGCCGCACAUGAAUGGGGAAGACGUGUACCGGAUGUUUGUGCACAACUUUAAGCGCCACUAUCACACAAACCGAGCACCGCUGGGACUAUACUUUCACUCCACGUGGUUCCGCAAACAGGAGUAUCUGGAUGCAUUUCUGAGAUUCCUCGACGAUAUGGCCAAGUAUCCGGAUGUUUAUUUCGUCACCAACUAUCAGGCAAUCGAGUGGAUGCGCAAUCCGACCACCUCGAAUCAGCUCGGUCAUUUCGAACCGUGGCAGUGCCGGCCGAAACAACUCGAUCCGCAAGAGCAUGCCUGCAAUCUUCCACGUACCUGUAAGCUUCAUAGCCGUGUUCUGCAACAGGACCGCUAUCUUUCCACCUGCAAUGAGUGCCCGGCACAGUAUCCUUGGAUAAGGAACGAGUUCGGGCUGGAUUAAUCGCCGGACACAGGUUUGUUUUGAGUUGGUUGGAAUUUAUUUACAAGAAUAACUCAACACCGAGUAGAAUUUAGGAUAGACGCGAAUGAUUUUGCUACGAUCAGUUCGGUUUUUUAUGUUUUACGUGUUGUGUGCUGUUAAAUUGCUCCCUCUCUAUGCUGUCCUAUUUCAUUUGCGUUACAUUUUUAACAACUAUUUGUAAGCCCAGGCGUGGAUAGGACACCGUGGAAAUUGUGCUAUCGGCGUGAAAGGAAUAGAAUCAAAGAAAGAUAGAAAUUGUGUGCGUGUGUCCACGCGGAUUCUAGCAAAAUGUUAUGUAAGUAGCAUACUUAAGACAAGUUAAUAAAUUGAUCGAUUUACCGAUCAUCCGUAAACAUGA